This is a messenger RNA of Pantherophis guttatus, 16788 nucleotides long. RefSeq names its product GLI family zinc finger 3 (gene GLI3). Lineage: Eukaryota; Metazoa; Chordata; Lepidosauria; Squamata; Colubridae. Gene Ontology annotation, cellular component: nucleus. The record is from RefSeq and is a predicted model, not a curated record. Gene Ontology annotation, molecular function: RNA polymerase II cis-regulatory region sequence-specific DNA binding; DNA-binding transcription factor activity, RNA polymerase II-specific. Gene Ontology annotation, biological process: regulation of transcription by RNA polymerase II; smoothened signaling pathway.
GAUUUAGGAAACAGCUGGCAAGAUUUCUUCUCCGCCCCCUUGCUUCCCUAGUUUGCUGUUGUUGAGUCGAAUCAAAGAAAUGUCACUCAGAGCUAGUGAGUCAGAAGGGAUCGGAUUACAGGAUCCCUGGAACUGAUGUAAAAUCUUGGAGAAAAGAAGAAUCGGCGUAUACAGACACAACAAGAGGGCGAGCGAGUGCACGCUUUCUGUAAGAAAGGCAGAAAUAUAAAACAAGAUACCCACCCACCCCCGCCACCCUGCUCUCCUUUGCUCCCUCCUCCUUUUCAUACUCCCUCCAAAACAGAAGCAAAAUGCCCUCUUUCAUCGUUGGGGUUCAGUGCCUUUAGGAGUUAGUCGCGGCGGAGGAAGCGCUCACAUUGUGUGAAACGAGACGGGCGGCAGUGAGGGCCCCGAUCUUUUCCUAUGGGAAGUUUGGGUCGCCUCUUGACCUCAGGAGAAGCAGCGGCGGUAGCAGCAGCUGCAGAUAUUUGUGUGAAGAAGACUGAAGUAAUGAGAAGUCAUCAUGGAAGCUCAAUCCCAUAGCUCUGCCACAAGUGAGAAGAAAAAGGUUGAGAAUCCCAUUGUAAAAUACCCCGCUCGAACAGAGGUCAGUGAGAAAGCUGCGGCCUCCAGCACAACAUCUAAUGAGGAUGAAAGUCCUGGACAAACCUAUCACAGAGAGAGAAGAAACACAAUUACAAUGCAGCCACAAAGUGGACAAGGCCUCAGUAAAAUCAGUGAAGAACCUUCCACAUCUAGUGAAGAAAGGGCUUCUUUAAUCAAAAAGGAGAUCCAUGGAUCUGUAUCACACUUUCCUGAGCCUUCAGUACCUUAUCGUGGGACAGUCUUUGCCAUGGAUCCCAGAAAUGGCUAUAUGGAUCCUCCUUAUCAUUCAGCCCCUGCUUUGAAAUACUAUCCACCUCAUCUUUUCCCAACUUUUCACCCUCCAGUACCAAUUGACGCAAGGCAUCAUGAGGGACGUUAUCAUUAUGAUCCAUCUCCCAUUCCUCCACUACAUGUGUCUUCUGCUCCAGCUUAUUCAGAUUUACCAUUCAUCAGAAUAUCCCCACACAGAAAUCCUGUUGCAGCAUCAGAAUCUCCUUUUAGUCCACCUCAUCCAUACAUUAACCCUUACAUGGAUUAUAUCCGAUCAUUGCACAGCAGCCCUUCUCUUUCCAUGAUCUCAGCUGCUCGGGGACUGAGCCCUACAGAUGCUCCACAUGCAGGGGUUAGUCCAGCAGAAUACUACCAUCAGAUGGCUUUACUGGCAGGCCAGCGCAGCCCAUAUGCAGACAUCAUUCCUUCAGCUGCCACAGCAGGAGCAGGUGCCCUUCAUAUGGAAUAUCUCCACGCUAUGGAAAGCACUAGGUUUUCAAGUCCCAGGCUACCAACAAGACCAAGUCGAAAACGAACAUUGUCCUUAUCGCCGCUGUCUGAUCAUAGUUUUGACCUUCAGACCAUGAUCCGCACAUCUCCAAACUCCUUAGUGACAAUUCUGAACAAUUCCCGUAGCAGUUCUUCAGCUAGUGGCUCUUACGGGCAUUUAUCUGCAAGUGCAAUAAGCCCAGCGCUAAGUUUCGCAUACCCUCCCACACCAAUAUCCCUCCAGCAGAUGCAUCAACAGAUCAUCAGUCGACAGCAAAAUCUGAGUUCAGCCUUUGGACAUAGUCCUCCACUCAUCCAUCCUGCUCCAACCUUUCCUACACAGAGGCCUAUUCCCGGCAUCCCUAAUGUCUUGAAUCCUGUUCAGGUCAGCUCAGGUCCUUCAGAGGCUGCACAGAGUAAGCCCACAAGUGAGUCUGCAGUGAGCAGCACAGGGGACCCAAUGCAUAACAAGCGUUCCAAGAUAAAACCAGACGAUGACCUCCCCAGCCCAGGAGCUGGAAGCAUGCAGGAACCACCGGAAGGAAUGACCUCAGUAAAGGAGGAAGGGGAGAAAGAUGAAAGCAAGCAAGAACCUGAAGUGGUCUAUGAGACAAACUGCCAUUGGGAAGGCUGUUCACGAGAGUUUGACAUGCAGGAGCAACUAGUGCAUCAUAUAAACAAUGAUCACAUUCAUGGAGAAAAGAAGGAGUUUGUAUGUCGAUGGCUUGAUUGUUCUCGAGAACAGAAACCAUUCAAGGCCCAGUACAUGCUAGUUGUACAUAUGAGGAGACACACAGGAGAAAAGCCACACAAAUGCACUUUUGAAGGCUGUAUGAAGGCCUAUUCCAGGCUAGAAAACUUGAAAACCCACUUGAGAUCUCACACUGGAGAGAAACCAUAUGUUUGUGAACAUGAGGGUUGUAACAAAGCAUUUUCAAAUGCAUCUGAUCGUGCCAAACAUCAAAACAGAACUCAUUCUAAUGAGAAACCCUACGUCUGCAAAAUACCAGGCUGCAUAAAGCGCUAUACAGACCCAAGUUCUCUCCGAAAACAUGUAAAAACUGUGCAUGGUCCUGAAGCGCAUGUCACCAAGAAACAACGUGGAGAUAUCCAUCCAAGACAUCCACCACCAAGAGAUCAAGGCAGUCAUUCCCAAACCAGAUCCCCAGGCCACCUGACUCAGGGUGCAAUUGGUGAGCAAAAGGGCCUCAGCAGCACUACCUCAAAACAAGAAGAAUGCCUCCAAGUUAAAGCUGUUAAGUCAGAGAAGCCAGUGACAUCUCAGCCAAGCCCUGGUGGUCAGUCUGCAUGCAGCAGCGAACAGUCCUCCAUCAGCAACUAUGCCAACAAUGGGAUCGAGCUUAAUCUGACCAGUAGAGGUAGUGUAGGAAACCUCAGCAUUAUUGAUGAAACACCUAUCAUGGAUUCUACAAUUUCUACAGCAACCACAGCUCUUGGCUUACAGGCCAGGAGGAAUAUGACUGAGACCAAGUGGAUGGAACAAGUCAAGCUAGAAAAGUUAAAGCAAAUCAAUGGAGUGCUUCCAAGACUGAACCCCAUGCCAUCUUCCAAAGCCCCAGCUUUGCCACCCCUCAUAAGAAAUGAUAUUCAGUCAACUAGCAGCUGCAGCAUUGGAGGAAACAUGACCAUCUUAACCAAGAAAAACGAAGUCACAAAUACAGAUAUUACUAUACUGAACAUGCUAAACAGAAGGGAUAGCAGUACUAGCACAAUCAGUUCAGCCUACAUGAGCAGUCGUAGGUCCUCUGGGAUUUCACCUUGUUUUUCCAGUCGUAGAUCCAGUGAUGCUUCUCACGGGGACAGAAGGCUUCACAGUGUUGCCGAUUCCUAUGAUCCCAUUUCAACUGAUGCUUCAAGGCGAUCCAGUGAAGUUAGCCAAUGUGAUGGCUUGCCUGGACUUCUCAGUCUUACUCCUGCAGAACAAUACCAUCUGAAAGCAAAAUAUGCAGCAGCUAUUGGUGGACCUCCACCAACACCACUUCCUAAUAUGGAGAGGAUGAGCUUGAAAACAAGAAUGGCGCUAUUGGGUGAUUCUAGGGAAUCAGGGAUGUCACCCUUGCCUCCAAUAAAUUCUCCUCGAAGAUGUAGUGAUACUGGGACAAAUAGUAACAACAGGAGACAUCUACUGCCUCAUGAUAUAUUUGGGAAUAGCACAAGGAGAGCUAGUGAUCCUAUAAAACCAGUCUCAGAUAAUCUGUCUUUUCCAAGAAUCCACCGUUUUAACAGUUUCAACAGCUUUAACCCUCCUGUUUUGCCUCCAUCCAUUGAAAAACAGAACUUCAUCCUGAAGAAUUACACACGCCCAGAUGUUGGUUUGUUCCGGAAUUUAUGUUCCCCUUGCCCUCCCGGUAUUUCUGAGAAUGUGGCUAUGGAAGCUCCUAUUACAGAAGCAGAUGGUUGUCUGAAUGAUGAAGAUCUGUUACCAGAUGAUGUGGUCCAGUAUUUGAAUUCUCAGUAUCAAGGUUUGUACAACCAAGCGCCAAAUGAUGAACUAGACAACAACAAAGAACAUCACAAUCCAGCAAUGGAAAACAACAACUUUGAUCAAUCUCCUCCAAUAAGCAAUUCUCAGAAAAAUGACCUACCAAUUCAGUGGAAUGAAGUAAGCUCAGGAAGUUCUGAUCUAUCUCUAUUAAAAUUAAAAUGUAGACCACAGUCCUUAAUACAGCAAACUAUUAUAGCCCCCUAUAAUAACAUGGUUAUCCAGCAGCAGCUACAGCAGGCACUGGAGAGAAAUGGUACUACCCAACAAAAUGGCUAUCAGCAUCUUGCAGACAACAAUGUCUCUUGCAGUAUGGAGCAGAAUGUAAUCAUGAACAAGAGUGAUACAAGUUCUUACCACAUACACUCAAAUAAAUCACAGCUAUAUAGUAAUAAAUUUGGCAGACAACCUGUGGAAAAUGUCUGUGAUGUGAUGAAUCAAGCUGAAAAGCUGAGAAGCCAUUUCAUGCUAACUAGUGGAAGCCAGCAAAAUUUUGGCUAUCAUGUGAUGCCAGAUGAGCAGUCUGCCAAUGCAAUUAACAAGAUGCAGAGCAGAAAUAUAGUUUUUGAGGAAUACCUUUCUAAUCAGUCAGAAGAUAAAGCGAGCCAUUGCCAAGAAGCAAGACCUUCCAAUAAAAUGAUAAAGCAAAUUAUAGUUCCCUUACAGCCUAGCUGUCAAGAUCUGCUGUCUCAGAAUGGGACCCACCCAUCAGUUCUUGCUAAAACCUACCAACCCUAUUCCAACCACUAUGGAGACAGAUGGCAAAACACUUUAAGGAACAACAUGGUGAGGCAACCUGGACUUCUAAUGGAUCCAAACCAACCACACAGGGUCACUGGUAUCAAGGUAGAAUCUCAAGGUCAGUUACAACAAUUCUGCUCUAAUGUGCAGAAUCAUUCUGGUCAGUUGUAUGACCAAACCACAGGGUUUAAACAGCAAGCUCUGAAAGCAGAAGUUUUUUCCCUUUCAGAAGCUAAUUACCUAAUACAAGAGGUAGCUAUUGAAAGCACAUCAGAGCUUCUCUCCCCAGGGGUCAACCAAGUGACAAGCACAGUUGACAGCAUUGACACAAGCAGCCUUGAAAGUGUGCAAAUUGAUUUUGAUGCUAUUAUAGAUGAUGGUGAUCAUGCCAGCUUAAUUUCAGGAGCUCUGAGUCCAAGUAUCAUUCAGAAUCUAUCUCGCAAUUCUUCCCGUCUUACCACUCCCCAAGCAUCUGUUACAUUCCCAGUUAUGCCCAUAAGUACAACCAAUAUGGCUAUUGGGGACAUGAAUUCUUUGUUGACCUCACUUGCAGAAGAAAGCAAGUUUCUUGCUGUUAUGCAAUAGACCUAAAAAAUUUAGGGUAUUACAAUUUUUAAAAUGUGAUUUUAUUUUUUUUUAUUAGUUGUCUUAAGUACUUUAACAGUCUCAUCUCAACUAAAUGAGAUGUGUUUCAAGUAUAUUCCUUUUAUGGAAUUAGAACUCUGAAAAACCCUAAAGUGUUCUAGGGAGAAACUGUCUUCCGUUUCAGCUUUGAAUCAGUAUUGUUACACAUGCCAUCCCCCCUUUUCAAUUAUUAUUUUUUUAUAUGACUUUAUUUUUGUAAUUGUAAACCACUGUAAAAGUGUAAUAUGCAUGUCAGCUUGUUUUUGAGGAUGAUCUAAUAUUACAAUUUACUGAUACUCAAAAGAAAUUACAGUCUUGAAUUAUUAUGGCCAAAACUCUUACUGUAUGUAACCAGUUCCUAAGGCACAUUUCUGAGGGGAAGUUUGAAAUUCUAUCCACCUCACUAUAAACUUCAUUGAUGAAAAUUGUUGAAAGCAAAGUAAAUUAAUUUAUGGCAUGGGAGGAGAAAAUUAAUACUUUUGAGUGGUUAUUUCUUUUGCUCUAUAUCUAUAAUUUUUAAACUUUUAUUUUUGAGGAAAAAUCCCUUUUCUAUAUCAUUUGCCUGCUGCAGAAUUUUUCAGAAUUUUCAUGAAAAAAGUUGGCUUGCUCUGUUGGAUUUCAUCAUUGUCAUGUGUAAACUAACAGCAUGAUUAAGAUUAUAGUGGAUUAUAUUACAGGGAGAAGAUCAAAUGCAAUGAACAAAGUGCCAUUCUGAGAAUUCUGCUUAUUGUUACAUAUUCUCACACUUUAUUAAUAAGCUUCCAAGAAACUCUAAAGUUGUCUAGAACUUAAGGUAGAAACCAUUGGUCUAGAUUGAGAGAAUAGCAAAAAUUAAACCUGAAAUUUAUUCCAAUAAAAGUAUUAAAAUGGGGAAAGGGGAGAGUUAAGUAUUAGAUAUCCUGCUCUUGUCAAAAAUUAAGUUAGCUUUUUAGCCAGUGGAAUAUAACAAUAAGCCUCACUUUUUUAUACAUUGUGAUACAUCUAUUAGGAUAAACAUGUUACUGUUCAUCUCUAUUACAAAUCUCCUUACUGAGACUUAAAUUUAAAUAAAAUAUGCACUUUUAAAGAAAGAUUAGUUAACAUUCUUGCCAUACUUCUAAGGAUUCAGUGUCUUUCAAAACUUGUGUUCCUUUUAAUCAAUUUACAAUUGGAACAUUAACCAGAGCUUCAAAAUAAUGUAAUGGUACUAUAAGUGUCUCACAAUUGAAACCUCUGAUAAAACUCCAUUCUUGGAGACAUAGGAAGAGUUAACACUUAUUAUUCUUGUUUCCUGAUCCACAUUUAGUUUUUCAGCAAACUACUGGCAAAUGCCAGUCUGAAAAUAUCAAGUCUGAUAAUACAAACAUACUAUAUAAUACAUUGAUACAUAUAGUAUUUAAUAUACCAAAAGCAAAGUCUGAUCAAAGGAAGGCAAUAGCAAAACAAUAGCAUAGUUGCUAUGCCUGUGUGUUUAAAGAAAAUAGGCAAUUUUCCAGUACAUUCACUGUUCAACAUUAAUAUAGUAAGACCAGAAUUGAUAGUGCUUACACUGAUUUACACUAAUGAAUAUGUGUAGCUAAUAUACUUAAAACGUUACUCAUUCUUUGAGCUUUGGCAUAUAGGUCAUCAUAUUUUGAUAUCUCUUGUUAUACUUUUAUUAUUCCAGAUAAUCCAGUUUCUUGAGUUACUUGGCAUUUUCAGUUUAUUUAUUUAUCUUAUCUCUGCAUUUCUCAAGUGCUAUUUUAGUUAUUUUUUAAUGUUAGUAUACAUUCCAAAAUAAACUAAUCAUAGUAAGAUUCAUUUAUUUGAUAUUAUGGUAUUAUAUAUACAUUAGUGUAUAUACUUUAUGGCAGCAAAGAUUGCUUCCCAGUAUUUCAGGCAAAUAAUGAAAUGUUUGAAAACUCAGUUAUGGAGAUUGUUUCACAACUCAGGAGUUUUAAUGAAGACUUUAUUGUUCCAUAUUUCCCAAAAACUUCUAUUGCUGUUGGACUGAGACUGUGCUGUUGAAGAAGUAGACUUUGCUAAACCGCUGUAUAAUUUCUUAGUUAAUCAACUGGGUCAGAAUUAUAAUACCAUGUUUUCUGCAUCCAAUUUCUUAUCGGUAGGACUCAGGAAAUAUUGCUGAACUGUACUUGAAUCCUUUGAUUGAAUCCUGUCAAAUGAGAUAUUUGGAGUGUUUUCAUAUAAUUCAUUUCCAGUAAGGCCUGGACAAUUGAAUUCUAGCCACUGCAUUAUACUAAUUAAAAUAUUUUUUUCUGACUUUACAGAUAGCCUAUAACUUUUAAAAACACUUAACCACAUGGAUACCCCAAAUUGUGAUAACAAUUUUGGCUGAUAACUGGUGGAUAUAUUUUUUGUUUGAUUGCGGAUAUCCCUCUGGUAAAUAUUUCUAUUUAUUUUUAUUAUUUAUUGUGUAUUGGGUCCAAACUGGGUCUUACUUAAAAUAGACAUUGAAAUCAGUGGGACUAAAUAAUUAAGUCGGAGUUCCAAUACAAAAUAAAUAAUAUUGCAUAUCUUUCUGGGUUUAACAAUAGGUGCAGAACAAUAUAAAAUUAAUGUGAAAAUUGUAAUUUACCCAUUGCAGCUUUUGUGCAGACUAAUACUUGUUUACUGAAAAAGCAACUAAUCUAAGUGACAGAAGAAGCUACUUUUCCUACCAUUCAAAUGUUCUUUUAUAAGGUCCAUAUAAAAGACAUAUGUAUUUAUUAUGCUUUCAUUUCCAUUAAAAUAUUGCUUAUUAAAUUACACUGACAACAAAAGAAAGGACAACAUUUUGAAUUACUAUCAUUCCAAUAAUUCAAUUUUAUAAAAUACGUAUCUAAGACACAUUUUGUUUUCUUGCAUAUCUGUUGAGAUGAGACAAGGUGUAAGCUUCUCAGUGCUGCUUGAUAAUUGCUGAUGUUUUACUUUAUGUUUCCUUAAUUGAAGCUCUUCACAGAGUGGCCAUUAUUUCAAUUCCUAUAAGCUGGGCUUGGGAAAUAUUAAGGUGAAGGGCGUUUGUUAGUGAGUAGUUGGAGCUUACUGCAAAUCUGCUGCACCAGCUAACUCAAUAGUCAUGAGAAAUUUAUCUUCCCAAAUGCUUAUUAAAAUAAUAAAACUGAGACUCUUUCACAAGAUUCCUAAAUCCAUUAGAAUUUAGGUUGAUUCUAAGAACCAGUGUUAUAUUAGUAAUGUAUUAUAUGCAUAAUUUCUGUGUGACCUAAUUCUUCAGAAUGGUUUAGAUUACACAUCUAAAGCAGAAAUAAUUAGUUAUAUACCUCAUGCUAUGCAUCACCUAGUACUAUGCAUGCAUCUUAAUGGUACAGUAUAUGCAGUUUUCCUAAAUCGGGGUGUCAAAUUGGCAGCCUACGGACUGUAUGUGUCAUGCGCAGGCCAUGCCCACCAUAAAGGGGGAAAUGUCACGAAACGUCACAUGAUGGCAACGUGAUGCCGCACAUUUGACACCCGUGGCCUAAAUAAUAACCAUUACUAGCUCAGCCAGUUAUAAAAGUGGGUUCCAUUUGUGAAUUUGGUAGGAAUUUUAAUAGCAGAAAUCUUAACUGGAUAAUGUAAACAUUAUUAUAAAUCUAUCUUUCCAAACUUUGUGCCCUUCGAAUGUAUCUAAGAAUAGUAUCCUUCUCUAAAUGACUGAGACUAUAUUUAAAAAUACCUAGAAAGAAUCACAUUUGGGAAAGUUGCUAUAUCCAUUUAAUUUCUGUCAUCAGAAACUGGGUGUUGAGUUUCUGAAAUCAAAUGAAAUGUUGCUGGAUACAGUAGUUUAAGGUUUUUUUAAUGAAUUAUUUUCCUUUAUUAUCUGAUAUAAUAUUGUCACUUAUGUACAAGUAGGUAUACUUGAAUUAAUAAAAGAUAUGUCUGGAUAUGCCUAACUUGUCAAUCUAGAGAAGCACUGAAGAAAUAAGUCUGAGAGAUCAUUGAGAGUUUUAACGAAAUACAGCUAGACUCAUAUAGAAAAGAACUUUCCAGAAUGGAAUGUAACCUAAAACUAUGCACUUAAAUAUCAAGACAGCAAUGUAUACUUUUAUUCUUACUAAAAGGAAAUUGUGAUAUGGUACUAUGUUCAAAAAUGCUGGUUUCUUGCUUUGGUUAUGUUUUUUAGAUGUCCUCUUUUCAUUUUUUUAAAAAAGCUGUGUUUCUCUUCCUGUAAUAGAUGUGCCUUAUUCUUAAUUAAUCUGUUGUUGUUUUUUUUAAAAAAGUUGGGGGACCAAAAAAUAGUGCCAAACUUUAACUGUAAAGCUUUGCUUUCCAUAAUAGCUUUACUGCUCUUAAGAAGAUUGUCUGAAUACUGUCCUGUGACUCUUGGGCAUUCAUGUGUCAUUAUCUAUGUAGGGUUUGAAUAUCUUUCGGGGGGAAGUUAUCGUGUCAAUCUGCAGAUGUGUAAGAUAGUAUAUGUGUUGGGGUGGUAUUUUCUUUUACUUUUAUAAGUGUAUUUUUUUAAAAAAAGAUCAAUGUGUAAAUACAUUUACAUAUAGUAGGAAUAGCAUUAAAUAUAGAAGAUCUUAGUGGUCUUCAUUUGAUAAAUUUGCAUUCAUAAUCUAGUGUUCUUGGCGCCUUAGAUCAGCCUAAACAGUCAUAGUGUGGUGUUCAAAGGCUUUCAAAACCAUUUAGUUCUUUUGUAAUGAGGGAUAAAAUGUUUAUUACAAUGUCAAUAAAACAUUUGUACUUAAGAUUUCAUCUUGAAUGUUUAUUUCAGAAACUAGGGGCAAGUCUAUAUUAUAGCUAACAUAAUACUUUCCUGCUUUUCUUCCUGAAGGAAGGAAAUGCUUUAAUUGAUCUCCUCCUUAAUACAAACUAAUAACAGAGGUGAUUUUCCUACACCUUGAAUCAUAAACCAGGAUAAACUCAUAAAUUGGGAUGAUGAUCCUGUAGAAUGGCCUUAGUAACUUUGAUUCAAGUGGCCAAAGAACAGCAACUUCUUUUGAGGGGAUAAAAACAAUGUUAGAAUGUAAAAAUAAUUUUAAUUAGAAAUGAGAAAAAGUAAAAAGUUAUUUUAAAUAUAAUCAAUAUACCUAUAUACCUAUAUAGGUAUAUAGUCAAAUACCAACUCUAUUACCACAGAGUGAAAUAAGCUAUUUAGUGGCUUAUAAAUCAAAUCAAUCUAUACAGUCAUGGGCCAGCAAAUAAAACAUAAGAUAAAAAGGAAACUGUAAGUCUAAAAUAACUGAAAAAGAUUAAAAUUAAUACUAUGGAGUAUUAUGCAGGUUAUAAAACAGUACUUGGCAGUGGUCAAGGAAAUAAAAGCAGAUUGAUAUGUUAAUAACAUACUGAGAUAAAACAAAUCAGAAUGACCAGAAUGUUUAGUAAAGAAUGGAAAUAAUUUCUGGCGAGCAUCUGCAUAGUAAGGGCAAUAUAGAGUAAUGUUUCAUCAAUUCACUUAUUCCUCCAUUGCACGGACAUGCUCUCUAUUUGAAGGGUAUAUUUUUUGUGUGUCUUCCUUCAAUGAAGAUAUUGGGAGGACAUUGAAACUGGCUAAAGAGAAGGCACUCCUGAAUUUUGGGAUCAUUAUGUGACUGAAAUACAUAGCUGUUUGGCGAAACUGUGUAAAGGGACUUAAGAAGAUGUGUCUGGAUAGAGUGGGUAGUCUACUUGCAGCACUAAAUCAAUGGCACCUUGUUGAAUCACCUAGUGCACAUUAAUAACCCAUGAAGGUAAUGGCUGGCCAUGAAAAGUCAUAAAUGUAUAAUUUAGCAUGUAUUGGCUGGCUUCAGGAAGAAUGAAAGCUGUCAAUCAUAAUUAAAGGGGUCAAGCCGACUGGAAAAAAAGAAAGCUUAAUUCAGUAGGAGAAGAUGAAAAUCCAGACAGAAGUUUCAGUUUUAAGUAGGCCAGUUUCAAGACAAAAGACCAUGUUCAGAAGGCAAUGAUAUGCUUGAAAAAUGAUUUUCAAAAACGUAAACUCUUUCCAAAGGAAGGCGUGAUCUGUAAGAUUUAUGGGCGCACAUAGCUUGAGAAAAAUAGAUUAGAUAUAUAAAGAUCUUGACUUGCUCGAUUAAAUAUUAUUUAGUCCCCAGACCAGCCAUUUUAGGGUGCUUAGCAAAAACUAUGAUUUUGGUUUAAUUUCCAGGCAUUCGUCUUGGCAGUGUUCAGCUAGUAUAUUGAAACAACUAUUUCAGGCCAAUCUGUGUUUGAGAAAGCAAUAACAAUAGCACUUAGGCUUAUAUACUGCUUCAUAGCAUUUUACAGCACUCUCUAAGCCAGGGCUGUCAAACUCCCAGCCCCCGGGCCAGAUGCGUCACACACUGACCAUGCCACGCCCAGUUUAGUGAAGUGGAAAAAAGUUCCAAUACAUCACAUGCCACUGCCGUGAUGAAAUGAGUUUGACACUCCUACUCUAAGCAGUUUACAGUGUCAGCAUAUUGCCUCCAGCAAUCUGGUUCCUCAUUUUACUGACUUUGGAAGUAUGGAAGGCUGAGUCAACCCUGAGCGGACAGGCUUGAACUCCUGCAGUGGCAGAGUCAGCUUGCAAUAUUGCAUUCUAACCAUGGCAUCAAAGUAGCACCCCAUCAUUUGUCUAUGGAAGAAUACACAUAUGUCUAUUCUCCAAUGUUGACAAAUGAAAACAUGGGCUAUUCAGUUUGUUGAUAAAAGAGUAUUAAAAAUAAAGGAAGCUAGAAUACAUUUUGUCUUCACUCCCCCCUUAACAGAAAUUUGUAUGGUGCAGUGUCUUUGGGUUUUCAUCACUUUCAUUCAUCACUUUCAUUCAUCACUUUCAUCCAGGAGUUUUCUUGUAUAUAAGAAUAAGUAAUAUUUUAUCAAUUGACAAAGUAUUCUAUUUGUCCCAUAAUUUGCAUCUGGAGAUGAUAUCAAAAGCAAAUUUAAAUCAAUGAAUGUUUUAGAGCAUGCUUUAGAGGAGUAUUUUUCAACUAGACGUUAGAGGGUUAAAGCGUGGUCAAUGAUUGAGUGGCUUUCUCUGAGCCAAAAUAUUCUUGGUCCUUUUUGACUCUGGAAGUUUCUGCAAUCUGGUUUACAAGCAAGAACUGCAAGGUCCACAAAUAGGCAAAGUAAAAGGAAAUGAAGAAGCUACAGUGUCACCUCAAGCUUAAUAAUUGCUAAUGAAAACAAUUUUUAAAAAACCGGAUAGUGGACAUUACAGUACCUGGAGACAUCAGAAGAGAAGAAAAAGAACUGGAGAAAAACAUAAAAUAAAAAAUCUGCAAAUAGAAGCAGAAGAGAUGUGGCAAAAGAAAGCAAAGAUAAAAUCAAUAUUAAUAUUGAUCUUGGAUGCAAUUCUAAAACGUCUAGAGUGCACUUGAACAGCAUUGACAAAUCAUCAUAUGUCAAUUGCAAAAAGCAACUUUACUUGGAACAGUUUACAUCCUGUGACAGUACCUUUAAUAUUAUUAAACAACAUUUGCCUAUCAGAUACUCUUGGGAAAGACUUGAUGGGUGCAUAAAAAUGUCAAAUCCAGUCUAAGUAUUUGGCUGACUGUGCAACUAAUUAUAAUAAUAAUAAGGCAUGAAAUCUAUGAAAACAGAUAAAACUCUUUGAUGAUUAUCACUUGAACAGUUUAGACCUAUAUUGGUGAUAGUUUUCUGCUCCUUUUGAUUUGGAGUUUUUUUUAAUGAUGCUUGUUCAAUGUUUUCUGACCUGUUUUAUUAAGGCUUAAAUAACUCAUUUUAUAUUGUAUGUAUAUGAAAGUUAUUAUUCAAUUUCCAUGUUGUAUGUUGCUGAAAAAUAUUGACAUUAUGAAAAUUGCAGAUGAUAUUCCUUCCCAUUUUACACAGUCUGAUUGUAUAACAGUGUAACAAGUAUAUCACAAUAUUAAAUUACUACUUGACAUUUAUUCAGAAAAAUUGGAACUGUAGCUAUUGUAAGGAAGCCUUUAUUUGUGUAAAUAUUUAUCAAAUUGUUUAUCUCAGUCACAAUUGUUAUAAAUAUUUGGCUAAACGGAAUAAAUAAAUAUCCUACUGCAUUUAUGAGGAAAAUAAAUGAGAUCUGCUAAAUUCCCAGAUUUAAAAUUGUAGAGUAGAGAUUGUUUUUUUUUUAAGGUGGGAGAAAAAAAGAGGGUCACAAGUUUUUAAACUAAUUGAAUUACUGUAAAAAGUACUCAGAUUGCCCCUAUUUUAAAAAAUACAAUGCAUUCAAUUAACCUUGUCUUGAUUUCAUAGUUUAACCCUUAUAUAUUAUAAAUAUCUAAAACUCCCAAAUUAUUUUCAAUAUUGGUUCAUUUCUUGGAUAAACAGAUCUGUCCUUUUUAAACAACUAAAGUUAAAAUAGAUACUUGUUAUUUGUAAGAACUCUCGAAUAAAAAAUUGGAGUAUAUCUUUAAUACAACAAUUUGUUAUCAGGGAAAAAAUACAAUAAAACAACAUAUCUAAUUAAAAGUUUUUGCAAUUGUAUGACUUGGUGAAACUAUUUGGCCACCUGGUAUAUGAAUGUGGAGUUACAAUUUCUUAAAAACUAUGCAUUUAUCAAUAUCAUUCUUAAAUUUAGAAAUGAUUGGGGAAAUCAGAGUACAACUUGGCCUUGAUGAAAAAUGACACACACUUGCUUAUGAGUACAUGAGCAAGAGUUCUGCCUCCCUUUACCCAAAAAAGCAAAGUGUUUUCAAAUAAGGAAUCCUAGAAAAUAUUCUUACCAGCAGUGCAGAUGGAAUGGCAUUAAAGUAAGCUCCAGUAAAGGCCUCUUCAUACAGUAUUUACUUAGCAUUAGAGUGAUAGCUGCAUUAGAGCUAUCUGGUUUAGAGCUAUCUAAUAUUUAACGAUAGAUAUAUUUAAUGAUAGAAUUCAUCAUUAAUUAUUAUAGCACACUGGUGCUAUAAUGUUGGUAGUUAAUGCCCUUAAUUUUUUCUUUUACUACUAUAUUGAUUUGGCCUUCUUUAGGGUAAUUAAAGAUUCAGGGACAGGCCAAUCCUACAGUUAUAUACAGCUAUGGUGCCAGUGAGUUGAUAGUUGUCUGACAACAGAAGAGGCAUCAGUCCUGUAGAGUCAACAUGAUUCUGAAUCCUGAGAUUAGAACCUUAGUCCAGGCCUGAGUCUUAAUACUUGGCACUAGGGGUGCUAUUCAGCAAGUUCUGACAGGUUCUAGAGAAUCAAAAUCAGAAAUUGUGAGUAGUUCGGAGAACCGGCAAAUACCACCUCUGGCUGGCCCCAGAUUUGGGUGGGACUAGAGAUUUUGCAAUAUUCUUCCCCCAGGAGUGGUGAAGGAAUGGGGAUUUUGCAGUAUCCUUCCCUGGAGUGGGGUGGGAAUGGAGAUUUUGCAAUCCUUCCCCUGCCACACCCAUCAAGCCACGCCCACAGAACAGUAGUAAAAAAAAUUGAAUUCCACCACUGCCUGCCGCGUUAGCUUCAACCUCACAAUUACAUCGACAUAAUAUUUUGGGCUAAGGAAAAUUGAUUAGAUGAUUUCAUAAACCCUCAGAUUUGGGUAUAGACCAAGUUAUAACCCAUAUAAUAGUCAGGCAACUAUUUUAGCCAUAAACAGUUUAAUUGCUGCUGGAUGUAAUUUAUCCUGUUAGUGUGAAAUUUAAUCAUUGCUUGUGUGCUGUUUUGGGCAGUAAAAGUAGUGUAAUUUAUUUGGAAUUGUUAAUUUCCUAGAGGCCUGAAAUACUAUGCCCGAAUAUUUAAAAUGUGUUUCUCUCAUUCAUGGGAAUCAAAAAGAGUUGAAGGUUGACCAUACUCAGAGCUACUAUAGACAUAUCAUUUGUAAGUAGGAAUAGCAAGUUAUAGAUGGAGCAACUAUUAAAUGAAUAGAAUUAGGAUUUAUACAGGGAAAGCCAAUGGAGCUGGGGAUGUAGUUUGACAAUUUGUUGUAAGGAAUUAUCUGUAGGAUAAACAACUGGGAGAUGGGGAAUAUGAAAGGAGCCUUCAACUGAGGAUCCUCUGGGCAAUGGUGAUGUCACCAUUCAAUCCUUUCAAACUGGAAGUGUUUCAGCACUCCCAAAUGACUAAUAAUCUGGAAGAUUAUGAAAAGAUUGUGUUAAUAUUGAAUAACUUUGUUAAACGAAUAACCUUCAUUUGCUUGAGGAAGUUUUGGGCUGGAGCACCUAUCUUUUUUUGGUGCUGCACUAUUUAAUAACCUACUCAGUCAUUUAGCUUCCAGAUCUGAAAACUAAAUGACUGAGUGGCUUAUAGAACAUGAGUGCCUCACUGGUAGGGGAGGCCCUGGGUUGCUUAGCCUAGGGCCAAGCCUUCCUGCUCCAGGCCUCCCAAGGCCUCCCUCCUCUCCCAAGGCACUCUGUGCUCUGCUUUCCACUCCUUGGGGUCCUCGUAGGCUUUAGGCCUGCUUUCUCAUCCCACCAGAUCCCACACUCUCCUCCUUCAUCGAUCACUCACCUAUCUUUGGGAGAUCUCCAGAAUUCUGUAGAUCUAUAGAACUUAAGUGGCACCACUUCACCUUUGCAUCCUAGCAGGCCCCUUGAUAUGGUGCCUCAUUUAACAACCACUACAACUUGUCAUCAUAAUGAGCAGCCUCCAUUAUGGUCAUAAAUUGAGGUCUACAUGUCCAUGAUGAUUUUAAAUCUCCUUAGAAAAUGUUUUAAGUUUAAAAAUCAUUGAGAAAAAUGUAAAAUGACUAAAAGUAUUAUUCUUUCAAGUACGUGCCAUCUUGGUAUCCAGGAGAUUUCUAUAAACUUAGUGGAAUAUACUCUGCAGGAAAGACGUUUUGAGAGAGAGAGAGAGAGCUACCCUCAGUAAGAGGAUUAAUUGCCAUCAGAGAAAAUUCCUAUGUUGCUGCAAAACUAGCUUAUACAUGGCAAUUUCCAUAUAUGUAGAGUCAUUUGCAGCCUAUGGAUUUUAAGUAAAUUCUAGACCAACUAAUGCAUAACAGAUUUUGUCAUUAUAACCUUAAGUUCAUGUAGUUUCUGAUUAGCAUCUAGCAACUGGUCAAAAAUGCAAUAACUGCAGUUAAAAGUCAAUUCUUAGCAACAAACUCCACAUUCAUAUUCAAAUUUAAAAAUGUCCUCCCCCUUUAUUUCCUACAGAAGCCUCAUCAUCUGAACAAGGGAAAUCAUUUACUUCCCAUUUAAAAGGAUGUAUUAGUGAUGAUUGUGAAAGGAGAAGGGGAAGGAGAAGACUUGCAUUCUAUGUCCUUGAACUGGAACAAUUCCUUCACUUUUAGUUGUUUGGAAGUUGCCACCGCUACAAAAAUUUCAAAUGGCUUACAAUUUUAUUUGUGACAUUUGGAAUACUCCAUACUAUACCAUAUUAAAAAAAUAUUGUGUUGUGAUCAUAAAAUUAAAUUAGUUCAACAAAACAUUUUAUUAGACAUUAAUCUACAGCAUUUUAAAAUGGUUAGCUAUCAGUUUAUGCUGGCAGUAUAACAGGAACAAAGGGACAUUUCAUUAAUUAAUAUGGUAUUCUUAAGUGUAUUAAUGGGAUGAUAUGAUAUGAAUGUACAUAUGAAUUAUUUAGAACAUUUUUGAAAUUUAUCACUUUAUGAAGAACUAUAGAUUAGAUGGUACAAAUAAAACUUAUUCCUGAUAAAUUGAAAGGCAAUGAACCCUUGAGAUUACAAUCUUGGGUGGAUGAUAUCUGUUAACUUUCUCCAAAUGAACUGACCCCCAAUGUAAUAAAUUACUCAACAUUUUUCCAUGUGACCAAGGCUUUGUAUUGUAGUUUUACAAUAAAGUAGAAUUCAUUCA